AUGUCCUCAGUUUCGCCCCCCCUUGUGUCCCGACGCCGCGCUGCCAACAUUCCCUCUGAUCAGAGAAGUUUGCUGGAGGGUCAAGAUGCAUGGGCAGUAGACCUAAAGAACCAGCCUCACGGUCUGGCGCACAUCCCCGGUCAUAUCUUGGAAGGAAUCAAGGCAACGCAUCUCGCUCAGAAGAAAAAAUCGAAAGAUCAAACUCCACAAUCGAAGAAACGAAGUGCUACUAGUCCUGUCCUACCAGCCAGCAACAAGCGCAUGCGAAAUGGGAUUGCGACAACUCCAAAGUCCAACUCAGAGAGAACACCUCGAUCGUCGCCUGAAAAACCAAUACCUUGGAGUCCGAGUCCGGAACGCGAUCAGCCCAAGCAGGCGGCUUCUAAAAAGAUAGCAACUGAUACGAUCACUCAAUCGUCAAUCGUACACGAGACUCCAAAGACAGCUGGAGGGCCAGGCCUGCGACUGCGACAACGACACCCAAUACCGACGUUCCAAAACCCGCCUUCAUCAGAAUCCGAAUAUGACAUGGAAACGAGAAUCCCAGAUGCCCAACCUCUCCUCAAUAUCUCAAUUAACCAAAAUGCGGUUCGUUCCAACCGAGCCGUGCCGUCUCCGCUCUCUACAAACAAACCAAUGGCUACACCACCAUGCGCCCAGCCGAGCAAUUCCACACAAACAUCAGGCCAGGAUGCAGUUGUUCCAAGCAAAACAUCUCCGGAUACGAAUCGACGGGUAGAAAGGGGCACAAGCCGGCCUCGCUUUAAGCCUAUCGUCGUUGACGCCUCCGACAAAAAAAAGAAGAAAUAUUACCCCGAGAAAGAGCGUCUUAAAGCCACAACAAUGCCCCCGGUAAUCAAUAGUUCGAGGCCGAACUCAUCAUCAGAGUCUUGCAUUCCCAGUACAUACAAAGUGCCCACGGCCCAGGAGCCUGUCAGAGAGUCUAUCGAGGACAAGGAUGAGGAAGAGAGACAGAACCGAGUGGAGGUGAUAAUACCCUCAACCGCCGAUCAAGAAGUUGUGGGAGAAACUCCUAGCCGUCGACCGGUGUCUGCCAUAAAACCAAAACCCGUCAAUGGUACCAAAACUGCUGCAAACCAGGAUAAACCGGUCAUACAACAAGUUCGGCAACAACCGGUUCAGGAACAAGUCCGGGAGCAACGGGUACAGCAACCAACUACGCCAACACCAAUGGGCCCGCCAAAACGAAUCGCAUCAACAAAUUCUCGCAAGCCUUUGGUUAACCACGAGGUGGCCAUGCAACCAUCUUCACCUGCUCUACCACUCAUAGCCCCAGGAGCUCCUUGUGAGCCGUUUGAAACAUUUGUGCAACAUUACCCCGAGUAUGCGAGUGGUGACGGUGGCCGGGUGGCAGCAGCCACCAAGGUCGACUUCAUCAACGCAUGUAUAUAUCUGAACUACCUUCGUUCAAAAAAAACACUUCGAGACUGCAUGUAUGACGAGCUAAUCCGAGUUUUCCCGCAGUACUAUAAGGAGUACUACGAUCAGACUCAGAAACAUCGCAUAAAAGCCAGGGUUGGCAUCAAAUGGUUCAACAAGCAGAGAGGCCCCCCGGUUUUCAACAAAUAUUUAGUUCACAGGGGCAAUCUUAGCCACAUCCUGAGGAUGUACCCUGAUGAGUUUGAAGCGAACGGGAAGUUGCUCGAAAAUGAGGACGGAGACGAGCUCAUGAUCUAUACGAGUUCAGAGGAUGAGGAGGAGUCAAGCGAAGAGGAAGAGGAAGAGGAAGAGAUUGCGAGUCCGGUUCUGGUGCGGCCGGAUAAGAAAACUCCAGAAGCCUCGCCGCCUGAUGCGUCUUUCGAGAGUGAAACGGAUAUGAUCCUCUCUAAGGUACUGUCAGCACAUGUAUCGGGUUCUGCGAGGAAGUUGUCUGCAGCCGUAGAAAAGGAGAAGGAGCACGAGAUGCAUUCAGAUGAAGCGCCGAGGUCAGAGCAAAGAUCAAAGCAAAAGCCAGGGAAAGCACCAGAGAAAAGACCAGAGCAGAGGCCAGAGAAAGUGUCAAAGACAAGGCCGGAGCAGAGACUGGAGCAAAGGCCAGAACGAACGCCCGACCAGAGACCAACGAAAAAACGAGCACUACCCUCGUCAUUUAAGGCUUGCGGGACCACAUUGCCAGCGCAGCCUGAGUCUUCAUGGGCCCGAGAUGUCAUCACUCAAGCACCUCCCCCACCUUCGCCCAAAAUCCCCGGAGGAUCAAUGCCACCGCCAUCAUCAAUACCAGACCCAGUACGAAGGAGGAGAAAUAAAAUCCCAGGAGCAUCAGUGCCACCAUCAUCAAUACCAGACCCAGUACCAGUACCAAGAGGGAGGGAUCCUCGACCGGUCAAUUAUUUCGAGAAGCUUGCCUCGAAGAGCCGCGCUAGUUCGGGUAGUAGUGCUAGCGGUACGUCAACAAUGGAUGAUGAUAGGAGACGGGAAAAACUCGCGAAAUACUGGCGCAAAAGUAUGUCAGUCGAAUCGCCAAAGAAAAAGGUGUUCGGAGCAGUAGUGGACAGGCGGAAAGCAGACGUUGAAAGGGGGCAAAUUUCCGGUUCUCACGAAAAGUAA
Fusarium venenatum is the source of this 2568-nucleotide messenger RNA. RefSeq lists its product as uncharacterized. The record is from RefSeq and is a predicted model, not a curated record. NCBI's taxonomy places the organism in Eukaryota, Fungi, Ascomycota, Sordariomycetes, Hypocreales, Nectriaceae.